Molecule: messenger RNA, 3426 nt
Organism: Saccharomycopsis crataegensis
Lineage: Eukaryota; Fungi; Ascomycota; Saccharomycetes; Ascoideales; Saccharomycopsidaceae
Gene: SET1
Product: histone methyltransferase SET1
Exons: 1
Coding region: 1-3426 (1141 amino acids)
Cellular component (GO): Set1C/COMPASS complex
Molecular function (GO): protein binding; nucleic acid binding; histone H3K4 methyltransferase activity
Source: RefSeq, a predicted model, not a curated record
AUGCCCUCACGGCCGCCAGGGUAUCUGAGGAAUUAUUCUGCCUCAUCUUCAAAUCGAUAUCGUCCUUCAUAUCAUCACCCUCGCGAAGAUGACCACAAUAGAGGUGAUACUUACAAAGGAGAUGUAAAUGGCCGCGACCGUUAUAAAUAUAACCAGAGAGGCCGGGCUGAUACUUAUGUUCCUUCAAGUAUGCGGGGAAGUGGAGAAAGGAAAGUUCAUGUUUCACUGUCAUCCUCGUCUUCACGCAAUGAUGAAGGCAUGAAAGAUACAGAUCAUUACGAAGGAUCAGGCACUCCCUCAUUAAAGGAGCAUUGGAACACGACAUCUAAUAAUAUCAACAAUUCCCCUAAUAAUCAAAGAAACUCAAUAAAUGGCAAGGCUUUGGAUUUUAAAGAUAACUGGGAGCUUUUCAAAAAAGAAUACUUGAAAAACACUAAAGAUCAUAUUGAUCCGGCCGGCGACGAUCAAUCUCAUGUAAUUGACCCAUUCACUCUCAAGCCUAUAAAAUCCGAUUCCUUUGAGCUAUCUACAAAAAAGGCGAACUACAAGGUAACGUAUGAUCCUGAACUCGGUAAAAAUCCUGCAAAGGGCAACCACUUGCUCUACCGAUUCAAAGGAGAAGGGAUGCUAGAACCCUUGGACGAUCCAAGAUUGAAGAUCAAAAACAGCUACGCCAAAUAUUGUGUCGCCAAAAAAUCAAAACACCCACAGUAUAAAGCAUUAAUCGUCCCAGUAUUCCAAUAUGAUAAGAAUUCUGUUGGAGAUCCUCCUUCAUGUGAAAUCGUUGUUUGGAACUUUUCAUCAAAAAUUGGUCCAGGUAUUAUCAAGUCAAACUUUUCUAAGUUCGGCCCAAUUCUCAAUAUUGAAAUGAUCUGUGAUCCAAUAUCUGCAAUUCCAUUGGGUGUCUGUCUCAUUAAAUUCAAUGACAAUGAUGGGAAAUCAUUGGCUGAGGCGCAUAAGAGUGCUAUUCUUGCGGUCAAUGAAGCCGGUAAUAAAUUGAUUAUUGAUAAUAGUAGAGUCAAGGUAGGAUUACAAACCAAGAAAAAUGGACUUCUUAAGGAAAAACAAAAUAACGCCAUUAGACAUUUCCAAGAACGCAAAAAGCUUCAGCAACAAAAGCACGAACAUGAAAAGAAGAGACAGUUAGAAAAGCAGAAAAUUCUAGAGGAAAGAAAAAGAGCCCAACGUGCGAAAGAAGAAGAAGAGAAGAGAAGACAUGAUAUGAAAUUGAAGGCAAAACAGAUGGCUACAUACAAAGAUGCAACUUCAAAGUCACUGUCGUUUUUAGGAUCUAGUGGAUCAAAUAUUCUGAAGUCCAACGUGGACAGUGAAAUCAAUAAUAAAAAAGUAAUAAUGCCAGAAGAACUUCAAGGACAAAUUAACUCUAGACCCUUUUUGUUUUUGAGUGAUGUUUUUUAUCCAACAAGAUUCUACCAGACCAGAGAUUUGAAAUCAAAAUUAUCAAGAUAUGAAUGGACAAAGAUUUUACUGGCACCUAAGGUUGGGUUUUUCGUUGUCUUCAGUAAUAAGAAUUCGGCUAUAAAGUGUUACAAUGAGCAGAAUAAUAGAGUAUUCCACAAGAUAAGAGCUGUUUUUCAUUUAUGCCUAGAUAGUUCUUCUUAUGAAAUCAAGCACGCUGUUAAUGAUGAUCCGGUAGAGGAAGCCGCAUAUCAAAUAAUGAAAGAUUUGGAAAAUAUGCUUAGAAAAGAUAUCAAAGAGCGGACAGUUGGUCCUUCAGUCAUGCAAUAUUUGAACUCUGAGCAGUUUCAAGAAAUUAAGGUAAAGGAGGAAGCAAAACACACUGCCGCAGCACCAACUUCGGAAAAUUACGUCUCCUCUAAAAGUAAUGACAUUUUUGGAAUUGGAAAUAGCGCAUUACCGCAGCUUAAGUUGCCCAGUUUCCGAAAGAAAGAUGGCGCUAAGCCUGGCUUAAAGUCAAAAGACAGCUCUAUGAAGAAAUUGUAUAAGAGAUCAAACAGGUUCAUCCCACUUAAUAGGAUGAUGGAUGUUGAUAAUGAUGAUGAAGAUGACGAAGAAGACGAAGAUGAAGAUGAUAAUGAUAAUGAAGAUAAUGACGAAGAUGGUAAUAUUAAUAGUGAUGAUGCUAGCGAAGAUAAUGGGGAUGAUUAUGACGACAAACUUGAAGAAAAAGCUACGGAAGUCAAGAAUAAGUCCCCAAAGAAAUCUGUGAAAAAGUUUAAGGUCAACCGUCAAAAGAAUUUGGCAUUUUAUUCUUCCAGUGAGGACGAGGAGGACGAAGAUCAAAAGGGGGAAUUGUCUCAUAAUAAGGCCGUGAAAGCCCAUGUAAAGGAAAUGACCUCGCCAGCUAUGCUAACUCCUGAAAACGAGCUGGAUGUUAAAAUAGAUAUUGAGAAGGAGGUCACUGAGAUAGAUGUCACUGAAAAGCCUAAAAAAGAACUAGAUGAUGUCGGUGAUGUUGGUGAUGUUAGUGAAUAUGAUGCAGUUUAUGGGCCUUCAACGGAGCUUGGUAGAACUGUAUAUCCAGCACUCCUGAUUCAUAAAAGCGUUGACUUAGAGGGAUUUAAAUCCUUGGUUCGGGAUGAGGAAGAUCUUGAAUUAAUGAAGGAGGUAUUUAAGGAUGUGAAGCCUUCUGAGAGUAUUCAGAACAUCGAAUAUUGGUGUUGGAGAAAUAAAAAAAUUGAUGAACAAAGACUCAAAGAUAGAGUGGAAAUUGAUGAGGAUGUUGAAAAAGAAUUGGAAAAUAAAACUGGCUCUUUCAGAAGCGAAGGUUACCGGAAAAUUCUGGACUCUCUUAAAGCUGAGUACUUGCCUCAUCGUCGUAAGGUGCAUAGAAAUGAACCUUUGAAUACCCUUAAAAACAAUGAGUUUACAGAAAACAAUAACUCUAAGAAUAACACAGUUAAAAGUUCAAGAGUUAAUAGAGCUAAAAGCAGAAGAUUGGUUGCAGAUACAAAGCAGAUAUUGGGUUCUGAGACUGAUAUUUUGAAAUUGAAUUCCUUGAAUAAGCGAAAGAAACCUGUCAAUUUUGCUAGAUCAGCUAUUCAUAAUUGGGGUCUAUAUGCCUUGGAACCGAUUGCUGCCAACGAAAUGAUCAUCGAGUAUGUUGGUGAUAGUCUUAGACAGCAGAUUGCCGAACUCAGAGAAAAGCAAUAUCUUAAAUCCGGUAUCGGGUCGAGUUAUUUGUUUAGAAUUGAUGAUCAAACUGUUAUUGAUGCCACAAAGAAGGGUGGCAUUGCCAGAUUCAUUAAUCACUGCUGUACUCCAAGUUGUACGGCCAAGAUUAUCAAAGUUGAUGGUAAGAAGAGAAUUGUGAUAUAUGCUCUCAAGGAUAUUCAGGCCAAUGAAGAAUUGACUUAUGAUUAUAAGUUUGAACGAGAAACUAACGAUGAUGAACGUAUUGCAUGCUUAUGUGGCGCGCCAGGUUGUAAAGGUUUCCUUAACUGA